Messenger RNA from Entelurus aequoreus (snake pipefish), 1014 nucleotides. Its product is annotated as zinc finger MYM-type protein 5-like. The transcript is spliced from 4 exons. The record is from RefSeq and is a predicted model, not a curated record. The coding region runs from base 199 to 819 and encodes 206 amino acids. NCBI's taxonomy places the organism in Eukaryota, Metazoa, Chordata, Actinopteri, Syngnathiformes, Syngnathidae.
CUGAUGCUUUCUAAAUGAUCAAAUAUAUAUUAUUGUACAAAAACACAAUUUUAGGUCAACAGAGUGCUGCUGCUGAUCUAGGCCUAGUGAUUCUUCCUGCCACUCUUUAAGCUGCCUCUACUGCACCUGUGACGUUUUCCGCCUGCCGUGCAAUGCCAGUGCGCACUGGGCAUCAAAAGCGCAGAUAGAGGCAAAACAAUGUCACAAAAAAGGACAUAUCCUUCAGGUGCAGAAAAAAGGAAGAAGAAGAAAGUGGAAGAGGUGAAAAAAUGCCAUGAUGAAGGAGCAUUGUUAAAAUACUUUAGAGGCACAGAAUCAGCCCAGAGCCAGUCCACAUCCUCAGGCUCAACUGUGAGUGAUGAAUCAGGUCCAUCUCCAUCCUCUACAGUGCUCUCUCACACACCUCCAUCCUCUGUGCCCACUGUCCCCUCCAUGUCUAAAACCACAGCUGAUUUAUCUACAACUUCCACCACAACGUCCCCUUCACACCAUGGACCAUCAUCAGCUCCGCCAGUUGACCCAGCUGAGUGGCCUUCUUUCCUCUCAGAUUCAGACAGGACUGAGCAGGUGAUCAGAGGACCACUGUCUAUUAAGGAGAACUUUUCAUUCCCCAAACGGCAUGAUGGCCGAAGUUUUCAUUAUCAUUAUACGUACAGACAGCUAGUCAAUGGGGAAAAAGUCAAGCGUAGAUGGCUGACUUAUUCAAGAAGUAAAGAUGCAGUCUAUUGCUUUUGCUGCAAAUUAUUUUCCAAAAAGUCCUUAAAACUGGCAGCCGAGGGACAGCGGGAUUGGGUCAACAUAGGUGCAAUAAUAAAGUGAAUCAGAAUCAGCUUUAUUGUCCAGUUAUGUUUAACACACAUGGAAUUUAACUUCAGUAGACUGCGCUCUCUUUGUACAAAGUAAACAUUAAAUAUGAACAAUUAACUAAAAAUAUAAACUAGUAAUUAAAGACUAAUAUGUACAAGACUGAUGAGACAAGAUGACACUUUUACUGUAAAUACAAAGCUUUAUCAC